Messenger RNA from Tympanuchus pallidicinctus (lesser prairie-chicken), 2935 nucleotides. RefSeq lists its product as uncharacterized. The transcript has 3 exons. NCBI's taxonomy places the organism in Eukaryota, Metazoa, Chordata, Aves, Galliformes, Phasianidae. The coding region runs from base 4 to 2706 and encodes 900 amino acids. Gene Ontology annotation, molecular function: actin filament binding. The record is from RefSeq and is a predicted model, not a curated record. Gene Ontology annotation, cellular component: actin cytoskeleton; plasma membrane. Gene Ontology annotation, biological process: actin filament bundle assembly.
CCCAUGUCGAAGGAGGUGUGUGUCUUUUGCCACCAGCCUGUCUACUCUAUGGAGUGUGUUUUCCCAGACAAAGUCUGUUUACACCACUCAUGCUUCUGCUGCAAAAUCUGUGGGAAGAAACUGAGCUUGCACAAUUAUGCUGCCUUCCACGGGGUGUUCUACUGCCAAAUCCACUACAAGCAGAUGGCCAAAAGCAGAAGGGAGAGAGAAAGGCUGGAGCAACAACCAGGGGAUGAUCAGAUGCAGCAAGCAGCAGUGGUAGGCAGAGGAGCACAGCCUCUGGACUGCUAUAGCAGAGCUGAAAAUGAGACCAAAGCAAGAAGGAAACCCACACCCUUCAAUGUGCCAUGCAGGUUGCAGCUGGCUGAGCAAAGGCAAGAGCUGAACAGCAGGCCUGUGUUCUUAGGGAACAAGCUCAGAAGCUGCUGGCCACCUUCAGAAACAGAUGGAAAAGCUAGAAAGGGAACGUGUUCCUGGAAAAAGCCUGUGUUGAGCUGGCAAAGCCACCAGGCUGCGGGCAACGAGGUGGACAGGAUGGUGCUCCUGAUUCAGGAGAGAAAAACAGCCACAGAGGCAGCCGUGAAGGAGAGAAGCUUUCUACCUGGUGUCACCUAUACUGAGCAAAGAGAGCAAAUGGGCUCCUGGCCUAAGCCCAGAGAGCAGAGAGAUGGUAAGAAGGCACUGGCGCCUCGGGCUGGGGAUGUAGGCAAUGGUAAGCGAGGGGGCCAGGUGUCCCAGCCACUCACUGCGUCCCAGCAGAGCAAGCUCCAGCUGAAGAGAGGGUCAGGCUCAGCCUCCUCCCCUGUGCUCCUGGAACCUGCUAAACCUCUGCCUCGUGGCUUGCUCAGUUCCCACCAAGCUGCAUCUCAGGGCGCUAAACCCAGCAACUGGAUGUUCCUAGGGGACAAAAGGGGCUGUGUCCUGCCCACAGCAGAGCUCCCAGAGGCAGAAAAUGAAGCCUAUGUGUCCUUCUCAGCCAGCACAACCAGUGAAGGAGACACGAGGCCUGCAAUGACAUAUGACAAACGUAAAUGGACUACUGCCAUUGCAGGAGACAAGCAACAUCUUGGAGAGGGAGUGAACAACCCACAGCCUGCACAUGUGCCACAAAGUCUUGAAACCAGAAACAACACAAAGAAUAUGAAGCAAAAAUACAGAGAUGAGGGCACUGAUCCCCCUGAACUCAAAGCUAAACACCAAGCCUCCCACAUCCCUGAUGAGCCAGGGACCCCCAGUGCAGCACCCAGCUCCCCAGAGCCAGGAGGGCUGAGUGCAUCACCUGACAUAGCUGAGCUGCUGAGUGAAACACCAAAGAUAAAAGCUGAUGAGCUCCCUAGGAAGCAGGCAACAGUCAUUCAGGAGGAGAACGUGCAGCCAUCCAGCGUGAGUCAUUUGGCUGGAGAAGUGAGCACAGGGGCAGAAUUUGAGAAGACAAGCAAAACGAAAGAAGUAAAUCCAUCAGGAUUUCCAGAAGAACCCAGUCCUGAUCACACAGCUCAGGAGAACAAACCAGAAAACAACAGAAUCUCUGCACUUGGUUUGCCAGAGGUGACAGAUGACCACAAUAUGCCCCAUCUACAAGAAACAGAACCUCAGGCCAUGUAUGGCCAACUGGUAACUAACCCACAUAGCAGUAUUCUGGAACAUGAUGUAAAGCAGGAGAGUGCUGGAAGCUGCUCAGAUACCACUGAGGGCAAGGAAACCGAUGUCCUGUUGUUGGCUCCUGGUACAAGCAUUUCAGGUGAUGACAAACGCCUGAGAACUGAACUCAGUGUCUAUGACCACCCAGCUGUUGGCAAGCAGGUUCAGCAGCCACAGGACAGGUGUUGUCCAUUUCUCUUGUCAGCACAGGAAAAUCAGAAAGAAGAUGCAAUGAGCUUUGAAGGUGGAAGAAACCCUUUUAAUCCUCCUCCAGAGCUUACGUCUGCAGUUGAUUACAGCCCAAAAAAUCUGAGUAGGGAUGGAAAUCCACAUGUUGGGCAUACACGUGAAAGUCAGAACUUACUGAGUUUGGAUGUCCAGAACACAAUGGUAGAGGAUGGGAUUUCUUCUUCAUCAAGUAAUUUAGGAAAGUUACCCAAGAAAGUUGGGAUUCAACUAGGCAACAUGGAUUUUCAAGACGACAAUAAUGUUUUCAUAUCUGCAGAAAACGAAAGACAAGAUUUUCCCCAAACAGUCAUCCCAAAUUUAGAUUGGCAAAAUCCACAGACAGAAACUCCACCUUGCUUUGAUCCAAAUCCCUCCACGCUGGGUCAGGAAAUCCUAGCAGAAACAAACGCUCCACUGGUAGCAUGGGACACCUCCAGCCUCCUGUUCCUUGCUGGACAGGAUGAAGUUGUUACCGGACACCCAGGAGGGAGCCAGAGCUGUCCACCCCUGCAGCACUUUGGUGCACAGUCCCAGGCUCCCAGAGAUGCUGAGGGUGCGUUUGGAUUGGGUCCUAGUGCUGAAGGCCCAACAAACAAAUACCUCCCCGUGCAGGAAGGCAGCAUUCCCCCAUGCUACCUGUUCACCAGCCAUGCUUCUGACAAUCAGAAUCUCUUUGAUCCGUUAAAUGGUGUUUCAGACCAACCUGGCCAGGAGGCUCAUGCACAAAUAGGAAAAAGCAGAGAAAUAUCAGAAGCUGAAGAAGUUCUGGAAAAUCUCUCCCCUGCAGACCCAAAUGUGUCCAAUGAUGGCCUUUUCAAACAGGAGUUCUUCAUAUAGCUGGGGGGAAAAAAAGAAGAAGGGCUCAGAAAUCUGCCACCCUUCUGGCACUGGGUGAAUUCAGUUGUGCAUUGGCUGAUUUAUUAGCAUCUUAAGGAGCUAAAUUUAAGAUCUCUAUCCUGAUCGUGGCGAAUCAGUACUCAGUUCCCCAAAAAAAGAAAGAGCAUCAUAAAGUCUGGCUUCACUGUGAGAAACCUGCAAGGGGAGAGUCAUACCUGCAGUGGGACCA